Molecule: messenger RNA, 5010 nt
Organism: Heterocephalus glaber (naked mole-rat)
Lineage: Eukaryota; Metazoa; Chordata; Mammalia; Rodentia; Bathyergidae
Source: RefSeq, a predicted model, not a curated record
CUGCUUUAAAAAGCUCCAAGGUAAGUGGGAGCUGGACUGGUCUUUGAAGAGGGACACUGGCCACGUCGCCUCAGCUGCUGCUGCUGACUCUGAACUGUCCUACUUCCAGGCUACAUCUUCUCGCUUGCUAACAAGGACCUCUGAGUACAGCAGCCAUGAGUGCUGACUCUGAGAUGGCUGUUUUUGGGGAGGCUGCUCCUUUCCUCCGAAAGUCUGAAAAGGAGCGCAUUGAGGCCCAGAAUAGGCCUUUUGAUGCCAAGACAUCUGUCUUUGUGGCGGAGCCCAAGGAAUCCUUUGUCAAAGGAACUAUUCAGAGUAGAGAAGCAGGAAAAGUGACUGUGAAAACUGAAGCGGGAGCGACCCUGACAGUGAAGGAUGAUCAGGUGUUCCCAAUGAACCCUCCCAAAUUUGACAAGAUCGAGGACAUGGCCAUGAUGACUCACCUGCAUGAGCCUGCGGUGCUGUACAACCUCAAAGAGCGUUACGCAGCCUGGAUGAUCUACACCUACUCGGGCCUCUUCUGUGUCACUGUCAACCCCUACAAGUGGCUGCCGGUGUACAACCCCGAGGUGGUGGGUGCCUACAGAGGCAAAAAGCGCCAGGAGGCCCCGCCCCACAUCUUCUCCAUCUCGGACAAUGCCUAUCAGUUCAUGCUGACUGACCGGGAGAAUCAGUCGAUCCUGAUCACUGGAGAAUCCGGUGCAGGGAAGACUGUGAACACGAAACGUGUCAUCCAGUACUUUGCAACAAUUGCGGUUACUGGUGACAAGAAGAAGGAGGAACAAACUUCUGGCAAAAUUCAGGGGACUCUGGAAGAUCAAAUCAUCAGUGCCAACCCCCUACUGGAGGCCUUUGGCAAUGCCAAGACUGUGAGGAAUGACAACUCCUCUCGCUUUGGUAAAUUCAUCAGAAUCCACUUUGGCACUACAGGAAAACUAGCUUCUGCUGAUAUUGAAACAUAUCUGUUAGAGAAGUCUAGAGUUACCUUCCAGCUUAAAGCUGAAAGAAGCUAUCAUAUCUUUUAUCAGAUCACUUCAAACAAGAAACCAGAACUAAUUGAAAUGCUUCUGAUCACUACAAACCCAUAUGAUUACCCAUUUGUCAGCCAAGGGGAGAUCAGUGUGCCCAGCAUUGAUGAUCAGGAAGAGCUCAUGGCCACAGAUAGUGCUAUUGAUAUUCUGGGCUUUACUAAUGACGAGAAGGUCUCCAUUUACAAGCUCACCGGGGGUGUGAUGCAUUAUGGCAACAUGAAAUUCAAGCAAAAGCAGCGUGAGGAGCAAGCAGAACCAGAUGGCACUGAAGUUGCUGACAAGGCCGCCUAUCUGCAGGGUCUGAACUCUGCUGACCUGCUCAAAGCCCUUUGCUUCCCUAGGGUCAAGGUCGGCAAUGAGUAUGUCACCAAAGGCCAGACUGUAGAGCAAGUGACCAACGCAGUGGGUGCUCUGGCCAAGGCUGUCUAUGAGAAGAUGUUCCUGUGGAUGGUCACCCGCAUCAACCAGCAGCUGGACACCAAGCAGCCCAGGCAGUACUUCAUCGGGGUCUUGGACAUCGCGGGCUUUGAGAUCUUUGAUCUCAUCGAGAAGCCCAUGGGCAUCUUCUCCAUCCUGGAGGAGGAGUGCAUGUUCCCCAAGGCAACAGACACCUCCUUCAAGAACAAGCUGUAUGACCAGCACCUGGGCAAGUCUGCCAACUUCCAGAAGCCCAAGGUGGUCAAAGGCAAAGUUGAGGCCCACUUCUCGCUGAUUCACUAUGCUGGCACGGUGGACUAUAACAUUAAUGGUUGGCUGGAGAAGAACAAGGACCCCCUAAAUGAUACUGUGGUAGGGCUGUACCAGAAGUCUUCCUUGAAAACUUUAGCUAACCUCUUCUCUGGCGCUCAAACUGCUGAAGCAGAGGCAAGUGGUGGUGCCAAGAAGGGUGGCAAGAAGAAGGGCUCUUCUUUCCAGACAGUGUCUGCCCUUUUUAGAGAGAAUUUGAACAAGCUGAUGACCAACCUCAGAAGUACCCAUCCUCAUUUUGUGAGGUGCAUCAUCCCCAAUGAAACUAAAACUCCUGGUGCCAUGGAGCAUGAACUUGUCCUGCACCAGCUGAGGUGUAACGGUGUGCUGGAAGGCAUCCGCAUCUGCAGGAAAGGAUUCCCAAGCAGAAUCCUUUAUGCAGACUUCAAACAGAGAUACAAGGUAUUAAAUGCAAGUGCUAUCCCUGAAGGACAAUUCAUCGACAGCAAGAAAGCUUCUGAGAAGCUCCUUGGGUCCAUUGACAUUGACCACACCCAGUAUAAAUUUGGUCACACCAAGGUAUUUUUCAAAGCUGGUCUUCUGGGGCUCCUAGAGGAGAUGAGAGAUGACAAGUUGGCUCAACUGAUUACACGAACCCAGGCCAUGUGCAGAGGGUUCUUGGCAAGAGUGGAGUACCAGAAGAUGGUGGAGAGGAGGGAGUCCAUCUUCUGCAUCCAGUACAACAUCCGCGCCUUCAUGAACGUCAAGCACUGGCCCUGGAUGAAACUCUUCUUUAAGAUCAAGCCCCUACUCAAAAGUGCAGAGACAGAGAAGGAGAUGGCCACUAUGAAGGAAGAGUUCCAGAAAACCAAAGACGAACUUGCCAAAUCAGAAGCAAAAAGGAAAGAACUGGAAGAAAAGAUGGUGUCACUGUUGAAAGAAAAAAAUGACUUGCAGCUCCAAGUUCAGGCUGAAGCUGAAGGCUUAGCUGAUGCAGAGGAAAGAUGUGACCAACUGAUCAAAACCAAAAUCCAACUUGAAGCCAAAAUCAAGGAGGUGACUGAAAGAGCUGAGGAUGGAAACCUAGAAAAGAUGUGCCGUACUCUUGAGGACCAACUGAGUGAACUCAAAUCAAAGGAAGAAGAGCAGCAGCGGCUGAUCAAUGACUUGACAACCCAGAGGGGACGCUUGCAGACCGAAUCGGGUGAAUUUUCACGCCAGCUUGAUGAAAAAGAAGCUCUGGUGUCUCAGUUAUCAAGAGGCAAACAAGCAUUUACACAACAGAUUGAGGAAUUAAAGAGGCAACUCGAAGAGGAAGUUAAGGCCAAGAACGCCCUGGCCCACGCGCUGCAGUCCUCCCGCCACGACUGUGACCUGCUUCGGGAGCAGUACGAGGAGGAGCAGGAAUCCAAGGCUGAACUGCAGAGGGCGCUGUCCAAGGCCAACAGUGAGGUUGCCCAGUGGAGGACCAAAUAUGAGACGGACGCCAUCCAGCGCACCGAGGAGCUGGAGGAGGCCAAGAAGAAGCUGGCCCAGAGGUUACAGGCUGCUGAGGAGCAUGUAGAAGCUGUGAAUGCCAAAUGUGCUUCCCUGGAGAAGACGAAGCAGAGGCUGCAGAAUGAGGUGGAGGACCUCAUGCUGGAUGUGGAGAGAACCAACGCUGCCUGUGCAGCCCUGGACAAGAAGCAAAGGAACUUCGAUAAGGUCUUGGCAGAAUGGAAGCAGAAAUAUGAGGAAACGCAUGCUGAACUAGAGGCAUCCCAGAAGGAGGCCCGCUCUCUGGGCACUGAACUGUUCAAGAUGAAGAAUGCCUAUGAGGAAUCCUUGGAUCAGCUAGAGACCCUGAAGAGAGAAAACAAAAACUUGCAGCAGGAGAUUUCUGACCUCACGGAGCAGAUUGCAGAAGGAGGGAAACGUAUCCAUGAACUAGAGAAAAUAAAGAAACAAGUGGAACAAGAAAAGUGUGAACUUCAGGCUGCCUUAGAAGAAGCAGAGGCAUCUCUCGAACAUGAAGAAGGAAAGAUCCUGCGCAUCCAGCUUGAGUUGAACCAAGUCAAGUCUGAAAUCGACAGGAAAAUUGCUGAGAAGGAUGAAGAAAUUGACCAACUGAAGAGAAACCACAUUAGAAUUGUAGAGUCCAUGCAGAGCACACUGGAUGCUGAGAUCAGGAGCAGGAAUGAUGCCAUCAGGCUCAAGAAGAAGAUGGAGGGAGACCUCAAUGAAAUGGAAAUCCAGCUGAACCACGCCAACCGCAUGGCAGCCGAGGCCCUGAGGAACUACAGGAACACCCAAGGCAUCCUCAAGGACACCCAGCUGCACCUGGAUGACGCUCUCCGGGGCCAGGAGGACCUGAAGGAGCAGCUGGCCAUGGUUGAGCGCAGAGCCAACCUGCUGCAGGCUGAGAUUGAGGAGCUUCGGGCCACACUGGAGCAGACAGAGAGGAGCAGGAAAAUCGCAGAGCAGGAGCUCCUGGAUGCCAGUGAGCGUGUCCAGCUCCUCCACACUCAGAACACAAGCCUAAUCAACACCAAGAAGAAGCUAGAGACAGACAUUUCCCAAAUUCAGGGGGAGAUGGAGGACAUCGUCCAGGAAGCCCGAAAUGCAGAAGAGAAGGCCAAGAAGGCCAUCACUGACGCUGCCAUGAUGGCUGAGGAGCUAAAGAAGGAGCAGGACACCAGUGCCCACUUGGAGCGAAUGAAGAAAAACAUGGAACAGACAGUGAAAGACCUGCAGCUUCGUUUGGAUGAGGCCGAGCAGUUGGCACUGAAGGGCGGCAAGAAGCAGAUCCAGAAACUGGAAGCCAGGGUGCGUGAGCUGGAAGGAGAGGUGGAGAGUGAGCAAAAGCGUAAUGUUGAGGCUGUCAAAGGUCUGCGCAAACAUGAGAGGCGAGUGAAGGAGCUCACAUACCAGACGGAAGAAGAUCGGAAAAAUAUUCUCAGGCUUCAGGAUCUGGUAGAUAAACUUCAGGCAAAAGUGAAAUCUUACAAGAGACAAGCUGAGGAGGCUGAGGAACAAUCCAACACAAAUCUAUCCAAAUUCCGCAAGCUCCAGCAUGAACUGGAGGAAGCUGAGGAAAGGGCUGACAUUGCUGAGUCCCAGGUCAACAAACUACGUGUGAAGAGCCGGGAGGUUCACACGAAAGUCAUAAGUGAAGAGUGAUCAAGCCCUGAUGCUGUGGAAUGACUGGAGAAAGGCACAAAAUGUGAAGUCUUUGGUCAUUUCCCUUUGUAAUUUUGUCUAUUCUACCCUAUUGCAAAGGAAAUAAAAAGCAGAGGGUACUUUGCAAAUAAGA